Messenger RNA from Hermetia illucens (black soldier fly), 2699 nucleotides. RefSeq names its product homeotic protein caudal (gene cad). Gene Ontology annotation, cellular component: nucleus. NCBI's taxonomy places the organism in Eukaryota, Metazoa, Arthropoda, Insecta, Diptera, Stratiomyidae. The transcript has 3 exons. Gene Ontology annotation, biological process: anterior/posterior axis specification; cell differentiation; animal organ morphogenesis. Bases 1047 to 2048 code for a protein of 333 amino acids. Gene Ontology annotation, molecular function: DNA-binding transcription factor activity, RNA polymerase II-specific; RNA polymerase II transcription regulatory region sequence-specific DNA binding. The record is from RefSeq and is a predicted model, not a curated record.
UAAUUUAUCAAAUAAACAAGGAAUCGUCCAAGGCGUAGCCAGUUUUCUACAUGAAAGAUUCCAUCGAUGACGGUGCUUAUUGCCUGAUGUUCAGGGAGUGUUUCACCUGCAAGCCUCAGCCAGUUCCAUCUAAUAUCUUUUCACUCGUAGUGAUUCCAUUAAAUGCGUGAUUAAACAAAGCCUGGCCAAAGGCAGCGCCUGAUGUACCGAAAGCAGUCUUACUGGCCUAAUUGAUAAUCGUCAUUCGAGGGCAAUAAAGGCCAGGAUAAAUAAUUUAUUUGACUUUUUAUUUGUCGAUUGCCGCUUCCCAAGGCAUGCCGCACCGCGGCCAGUAUCUAUUCACUGCGUUCGAUGCGCUCGCAGGGCCGCCAUAAGUCCCGGCCAAACAUUCCCGUCAUCAUUACCUGCUCCAGGCGUGCAAGAACAAUUGCAAGGUGAAGCCCGCGAGCGGCGAAUCUCAUUGGGCACCGACCACAUGUUCACAUAUCCAUUACUGUCAUGUCGUAAAUCUUGCGACCGGGGAUAACUCAAUGCCGGCCCUGCCUCCUGAGUCCAUGCAUGGCAAAGAAUUAUUGAACCAUAAACGGAGCCAAUGCACUGCUCGGUGGGCGGGGCCCGAGCAACAGGCAUCCAUUAUUGCUGGUGUGGCGAUGUGUUGGUGAGUCGUUCACUGGCGGAGAUGGAGUGGGCGUGCUCGACGGCCAAUCGCGGUGGGUGCUCGGCUCAAGUGAAUUAUGAGGUGGACUUGCGUGUGGUUGUGUUGUGUUGGCAGUGGAGUGUCGCGCAACACGGCCCCCUCCACGUAUGUCAACAAUCGGAUAACAACAGCGCCAUGAUGUCAGUAUGGGUCCGUUCUUCUCUGGGUUUGCUUGUUUUUUACUGUCAUUGCUGCCUAACUGAAUUCGUUAAGCGUCUGGUCCUGGUGACAUCGUGAUGUGUUGUUGUAGUGUUCAGUGUUGAGACUAUACCGAGUGCCUCGCACCCUUCAUGCGAAUUUAUCAAUUUACUGAAAACAAAUAAUCCGGGAACUUGAUUGAUUGGGAAAAAUGGUGUCGUAUUACAAUCACUUGCAAUAUACGCAGAAACAUUCCGCGAACUUGCCGUAUCAGCCGUCGCAAUCGUGGUUCUCCCCGAACUAUCCGCCGCCACCCAAUGCCCACCUGUUCAGUGAUGUGGACCAUCAACAUGUGUACUACAGCCCCCAAAUAUUCCAUCAAACGCCGCCGGAAUGGCAAACACAUGAAAACUACCCGGGCCAGCAAGCUGGUCUCACGCCACAAGGAAUACCGUCAAACAUCACGUCCGGGGGGGGCAAUUCUGAAAAUCUCACAGAAGGAUUACCGUCACCCCCGAUCACCGUGUCCGGGAGCGAGAUGUCGAGUCCUGGCGUGCCCAAUGGUGCAUCGUCACCUCAUGCACCGAACAAUGCAAGCAACAGUCGCCCGACACCAGAUAAAAGUCCGUUUUAUGACUGGAUGAAAAAGCCUUCGUAUCCUGCACAGCCGAAUCCAGGUCAAACACAGGCCUGUUGUUCCGAGUCAUCAUUGAAAGGUUUCGCAGAGCUGGACGCAAGCGGUAAAACGAGAACAAAAGACAAAUAUCGAGUAGUUUACACAGACUUCCAGCGCUUGGAACUAGAAAAGGAAUACCACACAUCCCGCUACAUAACGAUCCGUCGUAAAACCGAAUUGGCCCAGGCCCUGCAACUUUCCGAGCGUCAGGUCAAAAUAUGGUUUCAAAAUAGACGAGCUAAAGAGCGCAAACAGAAUAAAAAACGAGAUGACCCACUCACCGUAGGAAUUCCUCAGCACUCCUCAUCCGGAAUAGGCAGCAUAAUGGAUUCCAAACCAAAACUGGAACCAGGUCUGCACCUACCCCACUCCCUGCACCAAAUGAGUUCUAUGGCCAUGGGUAUGUCACAUAUGGGAUUGCAUCCGUCCGUUCUGCAUCACAGUCAUUUGAGUGUACCACCACCCCCACCACCGUCACAUAAUCUACAUCAGAGCCAUCAACAAAGUACAGCAUCAAUCGGUGCUCUCACAAUGUGACCGCAUAAUAGUAAUUUAAAUGUUAAUUAUAGCAAUCACUUUCAGGAUGAGGAAGCUAAAAAUUAGUUUCGAAUCCUUUUCACAUUGUACGAUUUCCAAAUUGAUCGCGAAUUCGUGACCGAAUUCGCGCAUUCGGAUGAACGACUAACUUAAUGCCGCGUGUAUAAUUAAAAUGCAACCGUCCCAAGAAAGAAUUUAAAAAAUAUUAUCAAUAUUUUGUGCAAUGCAGAAGAUUCUAGAUGUAGCACGAACGAGUACUUAUUAACUAUAAUAGUGUUAUUCUAUCUUUAAAUUGAUUAGUUUCGCUUACGAAUUUUUGUAACAUACUUAGCAAGUUAUCAAGUCUUACAGGUUAAAUCCUUACAUAAGAGCAAAAGCAAAGGUAAUGGAAUUAUAUGUAAUGCGUAGGAUUGAUAAGUGUAUCUGUAAAUACUUUCGUUAAAAUAAAUAUCGGUAUUUUCAUAAUUUUAUUCACUUAACGAGAAUAUUCACCUCCUUUUAGAUAAUAAAAUUGUCACAAAGUAUCAAAUCGUCUGUUAUUUCAUGUUUAGGGUUGAUUAUUUCUUAUUUAUUGCAAAGCUGCUGUGAAUUUACACAAAAAUUGUAUUUUUUUGAAGAUUCCGUGAAUAAAACUUAAAUAACUAAAACAUG